Ceratotherium simum simum (southern white rhinoceros) is the source of this 2623-nucleotide messenger RNA. RefSeq names its product nuclear VCP like (gene NVL). Gene Ontology annotation, molecular function: preribosome binding; ATP hydrolysis activity; ATP binding. The record is from RefSeq and is a predicted model, not a curated record. Lineage: Eukaryota; Metazoa; Chordata; Mammalia; Perissodactyla; Rhinocerotidae. Gene Ontology annotation, biological process: ribosome biogenesis. Gene Ontology annotation, cellular component: nucleus.
CCCGGGAAGGUCCCCGGUUCACGUGGAGCCGGCCGCGGGGACAGUGUCCGCGAUGAAGCCCAGACCUGCAAGGUUCGUGGAUAAUAAGCUGAAGCAGCGAGUCAUCCAGUACCUCACCAGUAACAGAUGUGGCAAAUAUGUGGACACUGGCGUCUUAGCAUCUGAUUUACAAAGAAUGUACAGUAUAGACUAUGGUCGAAGAAAAAGAAAUGCUUUUAGGAUACAGGUAGAAAAAGUGUUUAGCAUAAUUAGUAGUGAGAAAGAACUUAAGGAUAUAACAGAAUUAGAAGAUGAACAUCUGGCAAAAAGAGCAAGACAAGGGGAAGACGAUAAUGAAUAUACUGAAAGCUAUUCUGAUGAUGAUUCAAAUAUGGAAGAUUACCCAGAUCUACAGUCAGCAAAUCAUAUGAACAGUUCCCUGCUCUCCUUAUAUCGGAAAGGAAAUCCUGCUUCUGUUUCAAGUGCUCCUGAGGUGGAGCAAAGAGAAACCACUGUUUCAACACCACGGAUAACUUCCAAAACAGGCUCCGUUCCUUCGAAGACCCCUGCCAGUGGUUCUGAAGGAGAAUGGUUUAUCGACAAAACCCCAAGUGGAGAGAAAGACAGUUUUUUCCUGGACCUGUCAGAUGAGAAAAGUAAUCGUAAGAAGCCAAUAUUUGAGAUAGAGGAUUCAAAAGAUUCUUCUCUUCUGGAGAGUAAUAAAAAAAAGAAAGGCAGGCUAAAGAGCAAAGGAAGCAAAAGGAAGCAGGAAGAUCUUCAGGAAGUAGAUGGACAAAUAGAAGCUGUCCUGCAAAAGAAAGCUAAUACCAGGGGGCUAGACUUGCAGAUCUCCAGCGUGAAGUUUGAAGAUGUUGGAGGCAAUGAUACAACAUUAAAAGAAGUCUGCAAGAUGCUCAUACACAUGCGUCACCCGGAGGUGUACCACCACCUGGGCGUUGUACCCCCCCGUGGAGUUCUCCUUCACGGACCGCCAGGCUGUGGGAAGACAUUGCUGGCACAGGCAAUUGCUGGGGAACUCGAGAUGCCGAUUCUGAAAGUAGCUGCUACGGAGAUUGUAUCGGGAGUAUCUGGAGAAUCUGAACAGAAGCUGAGAGAACUAUUCGAUCAAGCUGUGUCAAAUGCACCCUGUAUCCUUUUUAUUGAUGAAAUAGAUGCUAUUACCCCCAAAAGAGAAGUUGCUUCAAAAGAUAUGGAACGAAGAAUUGUAGCCCAGCUCCUAACCUGCAUGGAUGAUCUGAAUAAUGUGGCAGCUACAGCUCGGGUCCUAGUCAUUGGAGCUACUAACCGACCAGACUCGUUAGACCCUGCUCUGAGACGUGCAGGAAGGUUCGACCGAGAAAUAUGCUUGGGUAUCCCAGAUGAAGCAUCCAGAGAAAGAAUACUUCAAACUUUGUGCAGAAAACUACGACUUCCCGACAGUUUUCAUUUUCGCCAUUUAGCACACCUAACGCCAGGCUUUGUUGGCGCUGACCUGAUGGCACUCUGCCGUGAGGCAGCCGUGUGUGCAGUCAACAGGGUCUUAAGGAAGCUGGAGGAGUGGCAGAAGAAAGAUCCUGAGGUUGGAGGAUUGCCGUCUGAGGGAGGCCGGGAAGAAAGGAUUGGAACUGAGCCCACCUCCAAAACACAGGAUGAAUUGCAGAGGCUGCUGGGGCUGCUAAGAAACCAAGAUCCCCUCUCAGAGGAGCAGCUGCAAGGGCUGUGCAUUGAAUUGAAUGAUUUCAUUGUUGCUCUCUCCUCGGUCCAACCCUCUGCCAAAAGGGAAGGCUUUGUCACUGUCCCUAACGUGACAUGGGCAGAUAUUGGUGCCCUGGAAGAUAUUAGAGAGGAGCUCACCAUGGCAAUAUUGGCACCUGUCCGUAACCCAGACCAGUUCAAAGCUCUUGGAUUGGUGACGCCAGCUGGAGUCCUUCUCGCUGGUCCUCCUGGCUGUGGGAAAACUCUGCUGGCAAAGGCUGUUGCAAAUGAGUCUGGACUAAAUUUUAUAUCGGUCAAGGGCCCCGAAUUACUAAAUAUGUACGUUGGUGAGAGUGAGCGUGCUGUGCGGCAGGUUUUUCAGCGAGCCAAGAACUCAGCCCCCUGUGUGAUAUUCUUUGAUGAAGUGGAUGCCUUAUGCCCUCGAAGAUCAGAUCGAGAGACAGGGGCAAGUGUCCGGGUGGUGAAUCAGCUACUUACAGAGAUGGAUGGUCUAGAAACACGUCAGCAGGUUUUUAUCAUGGCAGCCACUAACAGGCCAGAUAUCAUUGACCCUGCAAUCCUGCGCCCAGGCCGCUUGGACAAAACACUCUUUGUGGGUUUGCCACCCCCAUCAGAUCGUCUUGCCAUCUUAAAAACUAUCACAAGGAAUGGCACCAAACCCCCACUGGAUACAGAUGUAAAUUUGGAAGCAAUUGCUGGUGACCUUCGCUGUGAUUGCUAUUCGGGCGCAGAUCUCUCUGCCUUGGUACGGGAAGCUUCUCUCUGUGCCCUGAGACAGGAAAUGGCAAGACAGAAGAGUGGAAGUGAAAAAGGUGAACUCAAGAUUAGUCAGAAGCACUUUGAAGAAGCUUUCAAGAAAGUAAAAUCAUCUAUAUCAAAAAAGGAUCGAAUGAUGUAUGAAGCUCUGCAGCGGUCGCUCAGCCCGUGA